AUGGCCAUUCUCUCUUCAGGGCUGUUCCAAGCCACGGCUGCCGCACUGCUGCUGGCAUUAGGAAUAUAUAAGUUCAUCAUAUACCCGGCCUUCCUCUCACCACUGGCCAAGAUCCCAAAUGCACACUUUACCUCCCCGCUCUCCCCUCUCUGGAUCCUCUGGCGGAGGUUUCGAAUGACGGGAAAUAGGACGAUCCAUGCCGCUCAUAUGAAGCAUGGGCCCAUCGUCCGCUUGGGGCCGUCAGAAGUAUCAAUAAACUGCUACGAAGGUGGCCUCCGGACAGUAUACACGGGUGGAUAUGAGAAACAUGACUGGUAUCCACGCCUAUUUGGUUCUUUUGGAACUAUUAGCAUGUUCUCGAUGGUUGGGAGCAAGGAACACUCGAUUCGAAAGCGUAUGCUUGCAAAUAUAUACUCCAAGUCGUACCUGCAAGCAUCACCCCAGUUGAAAGCAGUCACCGAAGCUAUACUCUUCGAUCGACUAUUCCCAGUACUCGAGGCAUAUGCAAACUCGGGGUCUUCUGUCGAAGUCCACGAACUGAACAAUGCCAUAGCUUUGGAUUUCAUUACCGCCUAUAUUUUUGGAUUGCCGGCUGCAUCAAAUUUCAUCCAGAACCCCUUGCCACGGAAGGAGUGGCUCUCCAUAUAUCACAGUCGCAAGGAAUUCGAAUUCUAUAUCCAAGAAACGCCAGAGCUACUUUCCUGGUCCUACAAACUGGGAUUUCCUCUAAUCCCUAAAUGGUGUGAUGGCGCAAAUGAAUUCAUGGAGAAAUGGGGGUUCGAUAGGUUAGACAAGGCAGAAGAAAACAUCUCUUCUUCAGAUGCCGUUGCCGAACCAGUUGUAUACAGACAGCUCAAGCAAGCACUCGAAAAGCACUUUGCUACCAAUCCUGACCCUAAGGAUGCUACCCAGAAAAUACGGCUUGAGCUUGCGUGUGAGACAUUCGAUCAUCUCACUGCCGGACACGAAACAAGUGGCAUAACCCUGACAUAUCUGUUCUGGGAGCUCUCGAAAAAUCAAGAUAUUCAGGAGAAGCUGAGAGAGGAGCUGCAAACGCUCACACCCAACAUUACACCCGCAUAUAAGGAUGGUAGUUCAGAACUACCUUCUCACAAGUCAAUUGACGCUCUGCCCCUUUUGGAUGCGGUAAUCAUGGAAACAUUGCGGCUCCAUCCGCCAAUUCCAGGGAUUCAACCUCGAUUGACUCCCGCAGACGCUUCUUUGGUAGGAUACCAUAAUUUGCCGCCGAACACGCGAGUUAAUGCCCAGGCAUACUCUCUUCACAAGAACGAAGACGUCUUCGUAAAUGCGGAUAUCUGGCUCCCGGAGAGGUGGAUUGCCCCUGCUAACUCUUCAGAGCUGGACGAGAUGAAACGUUGGUUCUGGGCCUUUGGUAGCGGAGGUCGAAUGUGUAUUGGAAGCCAUUUUGCUUUACAAGAAAUCAAACUGGUCGUUGCUGCACUUUAUACAAAUUACUCUACUUCCGUUGUGGAGGAUAAGGGAAUGGAGCCAAUUGAUGCGUAUACUACUCGCCCAACGGGGAACAAGCUGACACUUAAAUUCGGCCGGGCGUGA
Messenger RNA from Nannizzia gypsea CBS 118893, 1575 nucleotides. RefSeq lists its product as hypothetical. Gene Ontology annotation, molecular function: oxidoreductase activity, acting on paired donors, with incorporation or reduction of molecular oxygen; heme binding; monooxygenase activity. Bases 1 to 1575 code for a protein of 524 amino acids. The record is from RefSeq and is a predicted model, not a curated record. The transcript has 3 exons. NCBI's taxonomy places the organism in Eukaryota, Fungi, Ascomycota, Eurotiomycetes, Onygenales, Arthrodermataceae.